Tachysurus fulvidraco (yellow catfish) is the source of this 4690-nucleotide messenger RNA. RefSeq names its product protein kinase C binding protein 1, like (gene prkcbp1l). Gene Ontology annotation, biological process: regulation of DNA-templated transcription. The transcript has 20 exons. Bases 727 to 4008 code for a protein of 1093 amino acids. Lineage: Eukaryota; Metazoa; Chordata; Actinopteri; Siluriformes; Bagridae. Gene Ontology annotation, molecular function: protein binding. The record is from RefSeq and is a predicted model, not a curated record.
UUUCCUGUGUGCAGACAGAGCAAGAAACGGAGAAAGAGAGAGGGAAAAAAGACCUUGGCUUACUCAUUCUCUGACCAGUUAUCUCCACAUUCACAGCUGCCUUUCUCCCCAUUUCUUCUCUGUGACGGUCUUGCGGAUCGGAUGGCCUUUACUGACAUGAGUGUAGGCGUUUGGCUCCAUAGAACAUUCUAGAAGAUCUUGCCCUUUUUUGUGUGUUCCAUUUGUGGAGGUCACUGAAUGAAGGCCAUGUGGUGUUUUGGUUUUCGACAAUGAACAUGUCCUUAACAAGCCUGUGGAUCAGUUCUAGGACUGGGUUUCCUAUUUGACAAUAUCUUCGUCUAGGUCCUUCCUUGAGCCAUCCUGGUGGCACACCUGGUGGACUUUCUGACCACGUCACACGUUUCUCAAGAAGGGAGUGAAAAUCUUGAUGGAUAAACUAAGGCUGAGGCUGCAAAAGUGGUGCCAUUGCCAAAAGUGAAAUAUUGGUGGCACUUCUACCAGGCUCUCAUAAACUAGCCUACAGGAUUUGCUAAGACAUGAUUUUUUUACACUUAGACAUUUCAGGAUCACACUUUGUGAUAAACACAAACCACAACAACAAAAUUCCACUUUGUUGGUAGUACUAUUGUCUGACAACAUAUUGCACAAGAGCUGGACAGUUGAGGCCUGCUAGUGAUCAGCUUGGCUGAGGAGGAAAUCAAGACCGUUUCUUCUGUGGUCGAGGGGAUGGAAGUAUCGAUACCACCAAAAGUUUUUGAUGUAGGACCAGCAGAAGCAACACUGGCUUGUCACAAACGAAAAGCACCCAGUCCUCCUCACUCCUCUAAUGGCCAUUCACCAUCUGACACAUCUCCCAGUGUCAAGAAGAAAAAGAAACCUGGCUUGGCUACUGGCAACAAUAAGGAUCAGUGUGAGCUAAGACAUGGUCCAUUUUACUAUGUCAAGCAGCCUGCACUCAUCGCAGACCCUGUUGAUGUUGUGCCACAGGAUGGGAGGAAUGACUUCUAUUGCUGGAUGUGCCACCGUGAGGGCCAGGUGCUCUGCUGUGAGUUCUGCCCACGUGUGUACCAUGCCAAGUGCCUCAAACUGGCUGCUGAGCCUGAAGGCGACUGGGUCUGUCCAGAAUGUGAGAAAAUAACAGUCGCAGAGUGCAUUGAGACUCAAAGCAAAGCUAUGACAAUGCUGAAUCUGGAACAGCUAUCCUACCUGUUGAAGUUUGCCCUGCAGAAAAUGAAGCAGCCUGGGACAGAGCCAUUUCAGAAACCAGUUUCUCUGGAGCAGCAUCCUGACUACGCAGAGUACAUUUUCAACCCAAUGGACCUGUGCACCUUAGAGAAGAAUAUCAAAAAGAAGAUGUAUGGCUGCACCGAGGCAUUUUUGGCAGAUGUGAAAUGGAUCUUACAUAACUGUAUUAUUUAUAAUGGAGGGAAUCAUAAACUUACUGCAACAGCAAAGGUUAUUGUCAAGAUCUGUGAACAUGAGAUGAAUGAAAUUGAAGUUUGUCCAGAGUGUUACCUGUCAGCUUGCCAAAAGAGAGACAAUUGGUUCUGUGAACCAUGUUCUCACCCCCAUCCACUGGUUUGGGCUAAGCUGAAAGGUUUCCCUUUCUGGCCUGCAAAAGCUCUGAGGGACAAAGAUGGCCAGGUAGAUGCUCGCUUCUUUGGCCAACAUGACAGAGCCUGGGUGCCCAUUAACAACUGCUACCUCAUGUCAAAAGAGAUUCCCUUCUCUGUAAAGAAGACUAAGAGCAUCUUCAACAGUGCAAUGCAAGAGAUGGAAGUUUAUGUGGAAAAUGUACGCAAGAAACAUGGCGUGUUUAAUUAUGCCACAUUCAGAACACCAUAUACACCAAACAACCUGUUCCAGAUGCUGCUGGACCCAAGUAACCCCAAGAAAGGCACAGUCAUGCCAGAGAAACAGGACAAGAUCAAGUUUAACUUUGACAUGACUGCAUCUCCCAGAGCACCCCUGGGAAAGAGUGUGGGACAAAGGAUCAGUGACAUGCCCAGGUCUCCAAUGAGCACCAAUUCCUCAGUACAUACUGGAUCAGACCUUGAGCAGGAUGCAUCAGAGAAAGGAACACGAAUCCCAUCUAGCCACUACAGUACAGGAGAAGACUCCAUGGAUUGCACAGCCUCGCCAGCAGGUCUGAAGAUCACAGGUAGCCCAAAACCUAUCCCAUCAACACCUCUUAAACAGGAGCGAAUGCAAAACGCAGCCAGCAUCCUCAACCUAAAUCUUGAUCGCAUAAAGGCAGAAAUGGACCUAAAGGAGCUGAGUGAGGCUGUACAGCAGCAGCAAGGCCCAUCUGUACUCCUUACCUCCCCAAAGAAACCCACUAGAAGUUUGGAUAAGACCAUAGAGAGCUGCAAGGCCCAACUAGGCAUUGAUGAAAUCACUGAAGAUGUGUACCCUGGUGUGGAUCACAGUGAUUCUGAUGAUUCUGACAAGUCUGAUACCAGCGACAGCGAGUAUGCAAGUGAAGAGGAACAGGAGCUGAAAAAUGCCACAAAGAAUGAAGACCAUGAGGAAGCUACCUUUAAAAGCAAAAAAAGACUCAGACCUACAUCUUCACAACCACAAAACAAUAAGAACCAGUCAGAAAACAUAACUGAGAAAGUGGCCCCAGAUCCCCCCCUCAAAAAGAAAGCUUGUGGUGUUUCAGAGAAGGAACCCCAGGAAAAGCUCAGGACAAACCAGCAGACACAGUCCCAAAAAGAGAGACCUUUGGUUGGCCAUGAGGGCAAGGCUGGAGCUGUGGAUGCAGAUUCAGACUCUGAAAGAGAACUAGUGAUUGACCUUGGUGAGGAGCAGGGAGGAAGAGACAGGAAGAAACCAAAGAGAGAGACUUCAUCAAUCUCCAACUCCAUAACCAAAGACAACACAGUCAUCAAAACUGAAGGAAAGGCUCCAGCUGCUUCCAGCCCAUCAGUCUCUCCCUCCACAGUACCCUCUGCUUCAUCCUCUAAACCCAGCACAAGAGAUUCAACCCAGCCCGUCUCCAAGCCACCAAACACUACUUCCACCCCACCUCUCACUUCUGCCAGUACCACCUCUGCACCAGCAACUGCUUCUGCAACAAAUUCCUCUACAUCUGCUGUGGUAAAGAAACAACGCCCUCUGCUGCCAAAGGAGACAGCACAGUCCGGCCAGGCAUCUGUGGUUUGGAACCAGAAUGGAAAUAAGAUCCAGACAUCUUCACCGAAGUGGCAUCUGCAAAAGGCUCCGAAGCAGCAACAUGGCUCGCAGUCACAAAGCCCAGCAAAUUCCAACAAUGGCAGCACCCGCUACCAGACUAGGCAGUCUGUAAAAGCUGUCCCCCAAAAGGAGACCUUGUCUGCAUCCUCUAGUUCAGUCCUGGCUGUAGACUUCCUCACCCCACCUGCCUCUGCUGAUGUAGCAGCUGACAUUGGCAAGUACACCUCUAAAAUAAUGGAUGCUAUUAAAGGAACAAUGACAGAGAUAUACAGUGAUCUUUCCAAAAGCACAACAGGAAACACUAUUGCUGAGAUACGAAGGUUGAGGAUUGAGAUUGAGAAGCUCCAAUGGCUGCAUCAACAAGAGCUUUCUGAGAUGAAACAUAAUCUGGAACUUACCAUGGCUGAGAUGAGGCAGAGUUUGGAGCAAGAGAGGGAGAGGCUUGUGUCAGAGGUAAAGAAGCAGAUGGAGGUGGAGAAACAGCAGGCUGUAGAUGAAACGAAGAAGAAGCAGUGGUGUGCCAACUGUAAGAAGGAGGCCAUUUUCUACUGCUGUUGGAAUACCAGCUACUGUGAUUAUCCUUGUCAACAAGCCCACUGGCCUGAACAUAUGAAAUCCUGCACGCAGUCAGCCACAGCACCACAGCAAGAGCCAGAAGACGAGGCCUCUGUGGUUCCAGUACCCAAAACCUCAGGACAAUCACCUAAAUCCCAGCAUUCACCUCCAACCAACAAAAGUUCACCAACACCCAAAGCCCCCUCACCCACAACAGACAACACUAAGUCAAACGCCACCACGUCUGUGUCCUAACCAGAACUAUGAUGUCAUUCCUUUAUGGUCACCACCAUGGAUCCUUUUGGACUGGGGUCUACAAUUUGUGAUUUUCUUCUUCCUCGUCGUCUUCUUCUUCUUCUUCUUCUUCUCAAAGCAAAGACAAAUUAAACUUGCACUCCUCAGAUGCCCAGUUCGCUACAUCUGAGGAUGUAAAAUUUUUAAUAUACAUUUCUGAAUCAUUCAUUGUAUUUUUUUUAAGUCUACAUAAAAUUGAUUUGUACAAAAACUGAAACUUUCAUAUAUAAUAUGUUAAUGUAAUACUGUUUUUUACACAGAUUUGAGUUUUAUACAGUUCAGAUCAAAUCAAGUUCAGACAAGCUCAGUUUUUUAUGUACUCGCUGCACUUACCAUAGUCUUUAGAGAAGGAUACAUUUUUUGUUUUUUUUAGAUAGUGGGUCUGUUAAUCAUGGUGGGAUUUUAUUCAUUCACAUGUUAUGCUUUGAUUCUCACUACAUCACUCAAGACAUUCUUUGUAGCCAUCUUACUGAGGCCAUUCAUCCUGCAGAUAUUGCUUGAUUUAAAGCUGAAAAAAAGCAGUGUGGACAAGGAUGUAUUUUGUAUUUCACAUCAGGUUUUCAGUUGUUUACAUAUUGUAAAUAAUUCAAAGGAGAUGGCUAUCUGUAAGAAAAAAUAAAAUCAACUCAUUUCUGAACUUAAA